ACGGUUCAGAACAAUUAUAUAUAGAUGGGUUGAUACAGACACAAGAACAACUAAAUUUGAUAAGAUCAUCAACUACUUGCAUGUAGUCAAGCUGUUUUUGGUAAAAUAAGUAAUCCAACCGUGUAAAAGUAUGAUACAGACAAAAAUGGUUGAAAGCAUGCUGAUGUAUAACAAAACUUGCACACUUGGUUGGACCAUAGACCAUAGGUUAGGUUGGGUUACUCUGUCGAAACAUAAUAAGAAGAGAAAAUUUCUUGUAUAUCCUAAAUUUUCGCUAAUCAUUGCCCUUGGCACCUAAAUGUCGUUAAGUUUCAUUCUGAUCACUAGUUCACUACAUGCCCCUAGUCCGUUUUUCCAUGAGUUUGUUGGUAGUUUUAUUUUAAAUGACUAUAUUGCCCCUUGCUUACACCAUAAGUGCUGGCUUCUUCAAAAAAUCAUACUAAUUGUCAAUAUGAAAAUAAAGGAAAAUUGAUGAGGAAGAAUUAUUUCACCCAAAUUUAAAAUAAACAGCAAAUUCUACAACAAAUUUCAAUGAAAUUUUCAAAGGGAGAAAUUUACACAAAUCACAAAGAAUUUUUAGUUUUUUUUAUUUUAGUUAGACAGAAAGAGUUCUUAAUAAACUUCUACCAAUUUUGAAGGGAGAGAAAUUACGACCAACCACUAAAAGUUUAGGUCUUUCCACCCAGAAUUGGAAAAACAUUUUUUUCAUUUUAAUUGAAGUUUCAAUAAGCAUGGUUUUCACUAAUUUCUUGAAUCUCAUAAAAAUAAUUUUGAUUUGAAAUAUAUUGGAAUUUUAAAGUUUUGGAUAUUUGAGAAAUCCUAAAAAUUUCAUAUAACAAAAAAUUGCUUAAAGAGUUUGAAUUUUGGUGCAGAGGCUUACCAUAUCCAUCCGAGCGUGGGGUAAAUAACCACUCUUGGAAGAAAAAAAAAACUAACAUCAACACAAGAUCAUAUAAGGGAUAAAACAAAAUCUUAGGGCAAAUAGGAGUAGGAUAUGAAAUAAAAUUUAGGGGCCUGAACAGGAUUAGAUAAAUACUGCAGGGCAACUAGAAAUUUUCUCUAGUAUCUAUGUCCAAAGAAGUUCUCAACCUUUCUUUUAUUUUUGACAGCAAACCGCUGUACCUUUCCUUUUUUUUUUGACAGUAAACCGCUGUCAACCUGCUCAGCAGAUGAUCUAAGCUUGAUUUUUUGCUUAUGGCAAGUGGAAAACUGCAUAAGUCAGCGCAUCGCAACUAUGUGCUCUAGCUUGAAAUUAUUUGAUACAUUAACACAUUGGCGAAGACAAUGGACAACAUAAAGAAGCAAAUUUUGAUAGUUUACAACGUAUUAAUAAAAUAAAAAUAGACAGCUGUAACUUAGGACAUGAUCAAUCUAAGAAUGUUUUUUUUCCCUAAAAUAUUUGGCUAUUUACAUCUCACGGAGCAGAGAACGCUAAAAAAAUGUAUAAUAAAUUAUCAAACUCCUUGAUUACAGCAAAGAAAUGGUUAUGAAAAGGGCCAACUCAUAUGCAGGAGAAAAAAUAUAUAUCCUUUAAAUUAGUCUCUUAGUCAAAUUAUAUUUCCCAGGGCUUUAUUGUCGAUGCAAAUGUAAGACCUAUUUCAUUUGCAGCUGAGAUAGUUAGUCUUAUUUUAAGGUGUUUUCAUCUGCCUUCGUCAUAUUGUACAACUAAGUAAUAUUCUGUAGGUAAGCUUUCGACAUCUACUUCGUUAAGUUAAUUAAGCAAUACUAUGAAGGGAGUGGCUGGUAGCAAGCAAAUGGACCAAAUGAACUGUGGUGUUGCUGUCCGAAAUAUAAAGCCGUGUGCUCAUGGAUCAUUAGAGCUUCCAUCUUGUCCUGAAUUACACAGCUUUGAAUUGCAGCUCGCAGCAAUGGCUUCCUCCCAAAUUGUCUUGUCCCCAGGCCAUGGCCUGCUUCUUUUUCCCCUCAAAUUCCUCUUCUUCCUUCCACUGGUCCUCACCGGUGGAACCGAAGAUGAUCGACAAGCUCUCCUUUGCUUUAUGUCCCAACUCUCAGCUCCAUCCAGAGCUUUGGCCUCAUGGAGCAACACAUCCAUGGAGUUCUGCAGUUGGCAGGGCAUCACCUGCAGCUCCCAAUCUCCUCGCCGUGCGAUCGCCCUGGACCUCUCAUCGCAAGGCAUCACAGGCUCCAUACCACCUUGCAUUGCCAACCUCACCUUUCUCACAGUGUUGCAACUGUCAAACAAUAGCUUCCAUGGAAGCAUACCAUCUGAGCUUGGCCUCCUAAACCAACUGAGCUACCUCAACCUCAGCACGAACUCUUUGGAAGGUAACAUCCCAUCUGAGCUCUCUUCAUGUUCCCAGCUUAAAAUUCUUGACCUUAGCAACAACAAUCUCCAAGGGAGCAUCCCUUCUGCUUUUGGGGAUUUACCUUUGCUACAAAAACUAGUCCUUGCCAACAGCAGGCUUGCAGGUGAAAUACCAGAGUCUUUAGGAAGCAGCAUAUCACUCACAUAUGUUGACCUUGGAAACAAUGCUCUCACAGGGAGAAUCCCAGAGUCCUUGGUAAAUAGUUCAUCUCUACAAGUGCUUAGGCUCAUGAGAAAUGCCCUUAGCGGACAACUCCCAACUAAUCUGUUCAACUCGUCGUCUCUUACUGACAUUUGCCUCCAACAGAACAGCUUUGUUGGUACUAUACCACCUGUUACUGCCAUGUCUUCGCAAGUCAAGUAUCUUGAUUUAUCUGACAACAAUCUCAUUGGAACAAUGCCUUCCUCACUAGGAAACCUUUCUUCGCUAAUCUAUCUUCGUCUUUCACGAAACAUUUUACUCGGGAGCAUUCCAGAGAGCUUAGGACAUGUCGCAACACUUGAGGUGAUAUCCUUGAAUAGCAACAAUUUGUCAGGGUCAAUACCUCCAUCUCUCUUCAACAUGUCCUCUCUGACAUUCCUUGCCAUGACAAAUAACUCACUCAUUGGAAAAAUUCCUUCCAACAUCGGCUACACUCUCCCAACUAUUCAGGAAUUGUACUUGUCAGAUGUCAAGUUUGAUGGUUCAAUCCCAGCUUCACUUCUCAAUGCAUCAAAUCUACAGACUUUUUACCUGGCAAACUGUGGCCUAACUGGGUCCAUUCCACCGUUAGGGUCAUUGCCAAAUUUGCAGAAACUUGAUUUAGGAUUCAACAUGUUUGAGGCAGAUGGAUGGAGCUUUGUCUCUUCACUCACUAAUUGCUCUAGGUUGACUAGACUGAUGCUGGAUGGGAACAAUAUCCAAGGGAACCUGCCAAAUACUAUUGGAAAUCUUUCUAGUGAUCUACAGUGGUUGUGGCUAGGCGGCAACAACAUUUCUGGGUCUAUACCACCAGAGAUUGGUAAUCUCAAGGGCCUCACUAAGUUGUACAUGGAUUGCAAUCUUUUGACUGGAAAUAUACCACCAACAAUUGAAAAUUUACACAACUUGGUCGAUCUAAAUUUCACACAAAAUUAUCUCUCAGGAGUGAUCCCAGAUGCUAUUGGAAAUCUUUUGCAACUGACUAACCUGAGACUAGAUAGGAACAACUUUAGUGGAAGUAUACCUGCAAGCAUAGGCCAGUGCACUCAACUUACAACACUCAACCUUGCUUACAACUCAUUAAAUGGGAGCAUACCGAGUAAUAUCUUUCAAAUUUAUUCUCUUUCUGUUGUUUUGGAUUUGUCACACAAUUACUUGUCUGGAGGUAUUCCAGAGGAAGUUGGCAACCUCGUUAAUUUGAAUAAACUCAGCAUCUCAAACAAUAGGUUGUCAGGUGAAGUUCCAUCCACUCUAGGCGAAUGCGUGCUUCUAGAAUCUGUUGAGACGCAAAGUAACUUCCUUGUAGGAAGCAUUCCACAAUCUUUUGCAAAGUUGGUGGGCAUCAAGAUAAUGGAUAUUUCUCAGAACAAGUUGUCAGGAAAAAUCCCUGAGUUCCUCACAUCCUUUAGCUCUGUAUACUAUCUCAAUUUAUCCUUCAACAACUUCUAUGGAGAAAUUCCAAUAGGGGGUGUGUUCAGCAAUGCUAGUGUGGUAUCCGUCGAAGGAAAUGAUGGUUUGUGUGCGUGGGCUCCAACAAAAGGUAUACGUUUUUGUUCAUCUUUGGCUGACAGGGAAAGCAUGCACAAGAAGUUGGUUCUAACACUAAAGAUAACUAUACCGUUUGUUAUUGUUACUAUCACACUAUGCUGUGUUCUAGUGGCACGUUCGAGAAAGGGGAUGAAACUAAAGCCACAAUUGCUACCAUUCAAUCAACAUCUGGAGCAGAUUACAUAUGAAGACAUUGUGAAGGCUACAAAAAGUUUUUCUUCUGACAACUUGAUUGGAUCAGGAUCAUUUGGCAUGGUUUACAAGGGCAAUCUCGAAUUCCGACAAGAUCAAGUUGCCAUCAAGAUAUUUAACCUUAACAUAUAUGGAGCAAAUAGGAGCUUUGUUGCAGAGUGUGAAGCCCUACGAAAUGUUCGCCAUCGAAAUAUCAUAAAAAUCAUCACUUCAUGCUCUUCAGUGGAUUCUGAAGGGGCAGACUUUAAGGCCUUAGUAUUUGAAUACAUGAAGAAUGGGAACCUAGAGAUGUGGUUACAUCCAAAGAAACAUGAGCAUAGUCAAAGGAAUGCCCUAACUUUUAGCCAAAGAGUCAAUAUAGUCUUGGAGGUAGCAUUUGCUCUGGAUUAUCUUCACAACCAUUGUGUACCUCCACUAAUACAUUGUGACUUGAAGCCAAGCAAUAUUCUUUUGGAUCUUGACAUGGUUGCAUAUGUCAGUGACUUCGGUUCAGCAAGAUUUCUAUGCCCAAAAUCAAACUUGGAUCAAGAGAGUGUAACAAGUUUGGGUUGCCUUAAAGGAACAGUUGGAUACAUCCCACCAGAAUAUGGCAUGAGCAAAGAAAUAUCAACAAAGGCCGAUGUUUAUAGUUUUGGAGUGAUUCUAUUAGAAAUGAUAACAGGUAUUAGCCCAACGGAUGAAAUUUUUAGUGAUGGCACAAGCCUGCAUGAACUUGUUGCUGGAGAAUUCGCCAAAAAUUCCUACAAUUUAAUUGAUCCCACCAUGCUACAAGAUGAAAUAGAUGCAACUGAAAUAAUGAUGAAUUGCGUUAUUCCAUUGGUGAGAACAGGACUCUCUUGCUCAGUUACUUCUCCCAAAGACCGAUGUGAAAUUGGCCAUGUUUGUAGUGAAAUCCUUAGAAUCAGGCAUGAGUUAUCAAAGAUAGAUGGUGAAUGAAAAAAACAUUGAAGUACUGGCAUGAUAUCCAGUACCCUGCUGUUGAGUUCCAACAUGGUCUACAGAUCAAUUAAACUUUGAUUUCAUUGUUUUUUUUU
Molecule: messenger RNA, 5281 nt
Organism: Oryza sativa Japonica Group (Japanese rice)
Lineage: Eukaryota; Viridiplantae; Streptophyta; Magnoliopsida; Poales; Poaceae
Product: probable LRR receptor-like serine/threonine-protein kinase At3g47570
Biological process (GO): protein phosphorylation
Molecular function (GO): protein kinase activity; protein binding; ATP binding
Source: RefSeq, a predicted model, not a curated record